Molecule: messenger RNA, 975 nt
Organism: Enterobius vermicularis (human pinworm)
Lineage: Eukaryota; Metazoa; Nematoda; Chromadorea; Rhabditida; Oxyuridae
Source: the annotation of a GenBank genome assembly
AUGAUUUCUAUGGGUCUUCAAUGUCCAAUGGGUGCGACCAGGAACCUUACUGAGGUAUUCAUGUUGCUGCGUAACAAUGCGCAGCAGAAUAAAUUUAUGUAUGGUGAUAACUAUCCGGUGACCGCAGAUGAAAAAAUGUCGCUAGUUGCAUUAGACGAAGAAACUGGCAAUGCAGCAGUCGAAACGUCUAAGACUCUUUCUGAGUGGAUAACUUACGUAGAUGAAACUCAAUAUGAAUUUACUCGGAUCAGACUUCGCUUGAAUAGCAUUCGUGAAGCUCAACAAAGCUCAAUUGCAAAUCCUAGUUUCAGUGAUGAUUCUGAAGAACAAAGAAAGAUAGAUGCGGGUACAGAAGAAGUUACUCAAAUGCUAAGCCACUGCCACCGUUUUAUUGGCAUGAUUGAGAACGCCCACGUUCGUCCGCAGUCACAAGAAGCUCUUCUGAAAGAGAAUGUUGUUACAUCGCUUAGGCUGAAAUUGAGCAACAUAACUGCUGAUUUUAGAACAAGUCAAGCAGCCUAUUUGAGACAAAUAGAAGCUAGGAAGGAAACUGUUGAUUCUUAUUUAUUAUCAUCGUCAAGUGGAUGGGUGACUGUUGAAGCACUUGACGAAGCGCCUUCGGGUGAUGAAGGUUUAACAAUGGAGCAGAUUCAACUACUACUGCAAAAUGCUGAUAUGGUCAAGGAACGGGAAAGAGAUGUGCUGGCUGUCAGCAAGUCGAUAGUUCAACUUAAUUCUUUAUUUAAAGACUUGGCAGCCAUGAUUGUCGAUCAGGGUACUGUUUUGGACAGAAUUGAUUAUAACGUGGAACAAGCGGCAUUAAAAGUUAAGUCUGCACUCAAAAGUGUAGAGAAAGCCGAACGUCACCAAAGAAGUGAUAAAAAGAUGUAUUGUAUUGCCGUACUCUCUGUAACGAUUAUUAUUUUACUAAUUCUUCUAAUUUUUAUUAAGUCACGACGUUUACAGUUGCUUUGA